Messenger RNA from Pecten maximus, 8922 nucleotides. RefSeq names its product centrosomal protein of 170 kDa protein B-like. Gene Ontology annotation, molecular function: protein binding; mRNA binding. The record is from RefSeq and is a predicted model, not a curated record. The transcript is spliced from 16 exons. Bases 258 to 5606 code for a protein of 1782 amino acids. NCBI's taxonomy places the organism in Eukaryota, Metazoa, Mollusca, Bivalvia, Pectinida, Pectinidae.
CAGAGCAGUGUGAAGGAGUAGAGAAAAAAAUCACAGUUUUGAAUGACAUCCAAACCAAUAUAUAAUAUAGUACUUGUACAACAUGUGGAGUAUUGUACUUUAAACAUGUUUGUGUGUAGAGGGGUGGCCACCCAGACCUACUAAUAUAGAGAUGUGCAGAGCGGAUACUUUGGUAGUGAGGUUAGGUCGGUGUAAUCAUUGUGCCGAUCAAGUGUGGAUUAUGUGUGGAUCAGGGAUUUAAGUGUUAUGAAAGUCUGAUGAUGAAAUUCACCAUGCGAAGGAACAAGACUUGGGGGAGCAGUCGUGUAUUAAGUGAAAUGGACCCCGCCCCAGCGCAGGUGCAGGACUGGUGUCUUGUGGAUGGGGAAGGGGAACGCUACAAACUGCCAAAAACCAUGCUGUUUAUGGGCCGAGAGGAAUGUGAUAUUGUCGUCAGGUCAGAGACUGUUGAUAAGCGCCACGCUGUGAUAACAUUUGAUCAUUACCUGAACAAGUUCAAAAUCAAAGAUCUCACAACAGCCAAUGGGACGUACGUGAAUGACCAACAAAUCCAUGACCAGGAGUAUGUUACUUUGGAACACAUGGAUUCUGUACGCCUAGGACAGGAUUCCAUGUUGUACCACAUGGAGGAGGUAAGAGAGGGGGAGGAGCAGCAGGCCCCAGAACAGGACACUGCCCAAACCGCGACCAACAUGCCAUCCUGGGCCACCAAGGAACUCCCACCCAUGGCCAUGGCUGAGUGUCAGGGGUGCAUUGCUGAGCAACGUAUUGCCCACACUUGUACUGUUCAGGGUGACCAAUCGGAUAUGAUAAACUACAGCCCCAAUCACUCUGUGAUUCACCCAGACCAAUCAGACUCUAUGCAUUAUACUCAUCAUCAGCUUGUGGUACACAACAACCAAUCAGAAGCCAUGCAUUACAGCCCUCAUCAUCAUAUGAUACAGACAGACCAAUCAGAAGCCAUGACUUUUAUCCCUCAUCCUCAUAUGAUUGAUACUGAUCAAACACAUUAUAACCCUCAACAUGUGAUGGACCAAUCAAAUUAUGGUGGCCAUCACCACCACCACCAACACCACCAGCAAAUGUACCAGGACAGUCACAAUUCUCACUAUGAUAACGUGGAGACAUACCAAGAACCACAAAACUCAUCUAAACAGUCUGACAAGGAUCUGGGAUGUAAUACGUGGCCGCGCAAAAGGAUGCGAAAUGUGAAAAACAUAGCUACUUUCUUUACGGAGGAGUUGACCAAUGGAACGAGUCAAGAUGACCAUUCACACAGAAUACUACGAGGGGAGAGUACUCAAAGAGAAAAUCUGCCACCUGAGUUGGAAACUGUAAAGAAGGCUACACCAUUGUAUGGCCAGCCAGACUGGUGGGGUGAAGAUGCUGACCCUAAUGACAACACUGAAGAUGCUCAAAUGAGUGUAGACAAUAAGAUUCACCAACAGUAUGUCACCAACACACUAAACAACUCAAGCCAAAUGGAGCCUGCUCAGGAAAGAGGAAGUCUUGACACAAGUCCCCUGGAUCCCAGAGAUGUCCCUACUUCGAAAUCCCAUGAUCCUGGAGGAGGGGGUCCAGUAUCUGAGGAGAACCAUGAUAAGGGAGACAACCCUUUACUCAGGCGACCCUCGGACAGCUCAGGGGGCCCUAGCAUGUCUUUUACUGUUGACUUUGAUGAAGACGUCAGAAAAAUGAAUUCCUCAGGAAAACUCAGUGAUUUCGUGCCAUCUAAAAUGAGAAGGAGCUUUAGAGAGAGGAAAGAGAAUUUAGCUAAAGCCAAAGAUGCUAAUUCACCUGAAAAGUCAGCAUCUUGUUCUGUUGCUAAAGACACCCCAUCUGACAAGGGAAGUAAAUCUGUCUCUAAGGAAGGAACACCAGAGAAAGAAGAUCCACCAGAGAAAAUAGAAGUUGAGGAAAUCGCAUCUAAAAGGCAAAAGAAAGUAGAAGCAGAAAUGACACCACCGAGACGACGGAGGAAAGUAGAAAGUGAAGAGAUAACUCCGCGUAGACAAAAGAAAAUUGAUGAAAUAUGGGAGUCUGACUCCUCAUCGUCUACUAAAGGGAGAAGGUCAACAGAGAUGAAGAAGUCAAGUAGAUCAUCACAGGAAAGUGACAAGGUCACAGUUAGCACAAGGUCAACAAGAUCAGUCUCUACAGAUAAGGUCAGCACAAGGUCAUCAAGGUCAAUGGACACAGACAAGGUAACAACUAGGUCGUCAAGGUCAAUGCACCCAGAAAAAGUCACCACAAGCUCACCAAGGUCAGUCGACAUGGAUAAGGUCACCACAAGAUCCACAAAGUCACAGGAUAAAGAAAAAGUGACUGCAGUCUCAGCCAGAGGUACCAAGACAUACAUCAAAAGAAAGGUAACAGCAGAUCCCAAAAAGUCAGUGAAAUCUUCACAGUGUAAAGAGGAGGACCAGAUAGCUGCUGCAGCCGUGCUCAAAAUGACAGAAAGUGCCUCAUAUCUCAUAGACAAAAUGUUUGAAAGUAGUUCUUCUAAACAGGGGUCAAAACCAAAAUCCAAAACUGUGUCAGACAGAUUCACAGAACAUGCCAUGUAUCGUGAGGCUAAAGAAUAUGACAAUGGAAAAUCCAAACUCACCCUGAACAUGGAAAACUCUGCUCCACUCCUUGACUUGCUGACUCCGACUAAGGAAGGGAGUGAGAAGGAGGUGAAGGAGGUGGACGAGGCGGUGGACAAUAUCAGUGAGGCUGGGACGUACACCAUUGAGUGUGAAGAUAAUGAUGAGGAGGAACAGCAGGCACGACAUAGCAUAGAUGCAGUGUUUGGAGUGUCCAAUGAUGCUGACAUCAUGUCACAGAGUCUCGUCAUCAACGAUGAGGGCAGUAAACGUCUCGACGACCUCAGAAUUGAUGAACCACUGGAGGACAAGUUUGCUAAAGGGGAGAUAACUUUAGCAGACCUGGAGAAGGAGAUUGAGAGGCUAGAGAGGAGAAAAACAGAGGUGUCUGUAUCCAGUUCCCUAGAGGGAGAAGGAGGCAGCUCUGCUUUACAGGAACUCAGAAUCAUUGAAGAUAAUGAGAACCCUAGCACCACCCUACCAAGCGACGCCCCAGCCUGGGUGACACAAUGGGCUGCACUGACCAAUCAGAAGUCCCGAUCUAAAUCAUCCAAUAUGGAAGCUUCCAGUCCAAGCUCAGUUCACAGCCACUCCUCAGAUAAAGAUGAGAAAUCUUUCAAGAAGUCAGCCCAUGGUCUUAGACGUAGGGGGACAGGACGGAAACUUCCCAGUAUCCCAGGGGAAUCAAGUAAGGCAAGUCCUUCCAGCAGUGAACACAGUUCUAGGGUUAGUGAGACUACAGGAAGCCCCAGUAUACUUACCCCUCGCUAUAGUGAUGGUGUCUUCUUGGAAAACGGCAAACCAAAGGCCGUUACGAUCUCUAGUCAGGUAGUGUCAAAAUACAAUGACACAGACACUGAAUCAGUGUCACGGACAAAGUUCAGCAGUGACACAGAGAGUGUGGCUACGAGUGCUCUCACUAGUGUGACAAAAUCAGAUAUAGACAAUGAACGACCUAGCAGGAGUUCAAGGUCAGUGUCUAUAGAGAGUGAUAGGACAACACAUAGUUCAAGGUCAGCACGGAGUACUGGCAGUAUGGAUACAGAGCUUCUCUUGCGCGACACAGAAACUGUAAUGGCUGCCAUGGAGGCACGAAUGGGCUCAAAGUCAAACAACAAACCUAAAGAACCCCCACAUUUAAACGGGGCUAAUAAUUCCUUCUCAGAUAAUGAAAGUAUGGUUGCUAUGGUGAAUGGAGAUGACCAAUAUGUAAAACCAACAAACUUUAGUAGUCCCAGACAAAGUUUAGCCAAGGUGCGCUCAACAACAGGCCAAGUAAAAACCAAGCCGACUCUGAUUCGGACCAACUCUGCUACAGCCCGACUGAACGCCUUCAGAGAAAACACUAAACGCCACAGUUCUGGGGAUGUGUCGACUGUUGUGUCUGAUGUCCUCAGUGAAACCCCAACAGAAACAGAGCCCAGUGAGGGCAGCUUUAGUAGGUCUAACUCCAAAGGCAAGGGCAAAAUGACAAUGACACGCCCCAAUAGGGCAUUCGAGUUACGACGUGCCCGGGCUGAAGCUGAAGAACCCACCACACCUGGAUCAUCUGUAAGCUCAGUAUCCGAUACUUCAUCAAGGGGAACUACCUCUAUGACCAGCACUUCUCGACCUUCCUCUUCAAAGUCACGUGUACAUGCUGAUAAGACAAAUGAUUCUGCUCGCAGUGAUCUGAGUCUUGGAGGACAAAUUGUGGCACGAAGUCGUAACAAUAACACACGCUCUACCAGUGACUUGUUACGACGUGAUGGAGGUAGACACAGCUUACGACUCAACAGGACUAACUCUAGCAGUGACCCAGUGUCUUCUUUGGGAACUGAUAUACGCAAGACUGAUAUAAAAUCAAUCAAAGCCAGGUUAAAAAACUCCACUUAUGGAACAGCAGGCUUAUCUGUGACUGGGGUGAACAGUUCCAGCAGAAGUAGCACUAACUCUCAAACUAGUAAUAGUCACUCCAACUCGCCCAAGUCAGCAGAGAAAGCGGCUUGGAGACGUAGGAAGGAAUAUGAUCCAAGAAAGGCUGUGGCAAAUGCUGCUAAGACAAAAUCACAGGACAGAAAAACAAAAGGUGAUGAAAUACGAAUUCUUGCAUCUAAAAAUUCCAAAAUGACACGUUCUGCUUCAUUUACGAACACAGCUGAACUAAGGAGGUACAGGAGGGAUAACUCAUCAUUGUCAAGUACUGAUGAAAUUAGCACUUGUGCAAACAGUGAAGUUGACUCUUCUUUUGUGGAUUCGAGUUCCCAGCGAGGGUUUAUCCCCUACUCGGGGAGGUCACAGUCAAGUCGUCUUUACCAAAGCUCCGAAGAUGAGGAAAUGAGUCUGAUGGUGAAAUCUUCACAGGACCUGAGUCGGUGUUUGCUGGGCAGUUUACCAUACAUGUCAGCCUUCACCCCACCACCCCCCAAAUUGAUGUCUCCCUCUUCCCCACCCUCACUCCUACCUCUCUCCCUAUUUAAACCCCGCCCCUGUGUGGACAACCCCCGCCCGAACAAUCACACUUCCCUUUCCAGGAAAUACUCAGAACCCACAAUACCUGUCAUCCAGUCCUAUGACAACAUCCUCGUGUCCUCCAUCUACCAGCUGUCACUUAAGCUCAAAUCGUCAACGGACAAGUCACUGAAGAAACUCAAGGACCACGAGAGGAUAGAGAAUGGCACUGCAGUCUCCCCAAUGGAGGAGGUGUUUGACCAGGCCAGCAAUGUGUCAGGGGACAUGCCUGGCUGGAACUCAGCCAAUCAGGAACUGGCAGGAAUCCUCAACAACCUCAGGAAGAUAGAACACCAUGUCCAUAUAAUGAAUAAGGUGCUGUUUCCGGAUGAGGAGUCUGACUCGGACACACCAAGGAUGACCGGACGGGAGAAACAGGAGUAUCUCCAGGAGAUAGAGAGGAUCAGAGGGGAGCUGGCAGGGUUCCAACCCAUAUCCACUCCUGAGGAGGCCUGGAAACUAAGGGAUGGGGAUGAAUCCAUUGAGUCUGAUUGUGAGGAACUUGGUGUCCCAGAAGAAUUCUUCUAGCUAAUUCUCUUCUCACUAGAAAUACUCUAACUACCAUGGCACAGGACUUCUUCAACUAAUUAGAGAAAAACCAAUAUUGUGAUCUUUUGUCCAGUCAAAGGAUAUGAGUAUUAUUUCGAGUAUAAUCUGUUAAUCCUCAUUGAAAUUCUUCUAACCAAUCUGUAGAGACAGUUAAUUAAUCACAACUGAGAGUUUCGAAAUUACAUCAAAGAAGAAUUGUUUUGAUUGGACAAUAAAGAUGUUACAAUGCCAUGCAUAUAAAUGCAUUUUUGUGGAAAAUGUGAUUACAGGACUGUGUGGUACGAAUAUUUUUUAUCACAAACUGCCAUAUAUGUGAUAUGUUUUAAUUUUGUAUCAGUCCAAGUGUAGGCCUUAGUUUAACAUUGACAACACUUGACCAGUUUAAUGGUUUUACCAAUUACAUUUGAGUCUGUAGGCCUCACUAAACUGAUUUAUACAAUUGUAGCCUUUUGAUAAGUUAAUACAUGGUUUUAUUAACCCGAGAAAGAAUGUCAGGACAAAGUUGUCUUUUUGUCGGCUUCACCAGACAAUACUUGACCAGGUUGGUGGUACAGAUGUUUAUCAGGGGUGCCCAUAUAUGGUUAUGUGUAGGCCUCACCAGACAAUACUUGACCAGGUUGGUGGUACAGAUGUUUAUCAGGGGUGCCCAUAUAUGGUAGGCCAGACAACACUAGACCAGGUCAGUGGUAUAGAUGUUUACCAGUGGUACAUCUCACUUUGUUAAUGAUCUCUGUUACAGACCAAAAGCUCCCAGGCUUCCAUGUAUGUUAAUGUUGCCGCCUAAUAAGGGCAUGUGUUCAUUAGAGUGAGAAUUAGUGCUUAAAAAGCUCAAACUGUCCAACUGAUUAGGAUCAUGCUAGGCAUGAUUUGGCAUUAGUUUUAAUUUCUGUUUGUUUAUAUCAAUCAAUAUUCAUGUCAUUGAAUAUUCUAUGUAAUAGUGAACAUUCAUGAGUUAUGAAUAUUCAGUUUUUAUGAAUAUUUAUGCAUUGUUAUUUGUACACAUGUAUAUUCAUGAGUUCUAUGUACAAGUUCCCAGACUUGUACUUUAUAGGUACUGCGUGUUGUACCGUUUUCUGUGAUAUGACUUCCAUUGCGGAGAGUGCUUUUACAUGCUUAGAGUUGUGAAUGUGUGUCUGAGGUGAAUGAGUUGCUCCAUCUAUUGUUCCACAUCAGACGCUAGUCAGUAAUCAAAGUAUAUAUAUACCAAGUAUUCCUAAAGCCUUAUAACAUAACAUGUAAGUCGGAUACAUAAGGAAAUGAUACAGAAUCUGUUCAUUUUUAUAUAGCAACUAUUGAGAAAUCUCAAAAGUUUUACAGGUUUUUUUUUUAUUUUUUAAACUUCAGUUUCCAGGCCUUUUUGCUUUGUGACAACUACUAACAUAAUUUCCACAUUUAUUUAACAAUUCCAUCAGCGAUAGAGGAUAGUAAUUCCAUAUCCCUUGCUUGGGUUAGAGUUUAAAAUAAAUAUUGCCAACCAUAAGUAUCAUGUUUGAAAUGUGUUAAUUCCAUCUUGUUGUUUGGGAGACUGAUGUAUAUGAUGUUUUGGGAUUACAAACUUUGCCUUGUGUACAACCACAGGUCUUCCUUCAACAGUUACAAGACUGUAGUGCCUAGGAUUCACUAUCCCCUCUAAGUGCCAAGUAAUAAUCUUAUUGUAUCUAAUUUUUGUAUUUCAUCCUGUAUAAUCGUUCCAUUAGAUUGGGAGUAAUAUAUUGCAUUGACAUUUUCCAUGUCAGACUUAUUCACCGAGUGUAGAAACAAGAAAUAGUACCUUACAAGUAGUGUAGAAUGUAGAGCAAUUCCAUCAGAAUCGGUUUGAUAUUUUAACAUAGUACAAAUCAAAACUAGCUGUAUUUUUAUCAAACAUGUUUAGGCUAUCAACACUCGAUCCACUUGUGAUCCUUUUACUAAAGCAGACUGCCAGUAACUUAUUUUAAAAGCCAUAUUUUUUGCAUAUGUUGUCAUGGGAACAGCUUAACAUUUUGGACAUCUCCCUGGAUAUUGAGGCUGCGAUGCAGAAAAAUUCCAGUGUGGUAUAAUACUUGAUUUGGAAGGGAGGUAACUCCAGUAACUGCAGUUUGGUAUUUGAAUAUGAAAUUAACAUGUAUCCUCUAAUAUUUUUGGCAUACAGUAAAGUGUAAUUUGCAAAUUCUAACUAGUUCAACUAGAAAUAAAAUGCUUCAUUUGCGUAUAUUUUAUCUUAUCAGUAUUUAUGAAAAUAGAUGGUUAUAAAGAGAAGCUUGGAUGAACAUGAACGUCCCAAAAAAUGUAGUAAAAAGUUGAGACCCACAGGGUCAUGGCUGUUUGUGGUCGCAGGGUAACUUGUGACCUGGAUGUUUGUGUGUUAGUGAACAAUGACUGUGAUAUGUUUUGCUUCAGUGUAAGUCUCGUUCCAGAGUUAAUGUUGGAUAUUAUAUAUAUUAUGCCUGUUAUUACACGGGAUGUUUAGUGUUAGUGAGGCAGUAUUUACAGGCUAUCCACUGUCAUGGCUGGAUGUAACAUCUAACCACAUGUUUCGUCAUUUCCCAGGUGGGGAAUCACAGCUUAUGUCCUAUCGUAACAGAGGAAUUCUGAUAUGGUCCCUAUUAAAUGAAUUCCAAUCUGUUAUACUUAAGUUCUGAGCUUAGUUUAACCAGUUUUGCUAGUACAUAUGUGUUGAUGUUUCUUGUAUAUCAAGAAAACCACAUCACAGAUCAAUAAAACACCAUUUACCAAAUACCUGUAUGUUUUGUGAGGAUCUCAUGAUCAACGUCCAAUUUUCUGGUAAAAAUAUCAAAAUAACAUAAGAUCCAGAGCAAAAAGUUUUCUUUAAAUAUUUGGAAUUGAUAAUUGGUGAAAAAAAUAUUAAGAUUUCUUAUUAUCGGUAUACUGAUUUAAAGAUAAGAUUGUUUUAGAAGUAUGCUGCAGCAAUUUAUAGAUAAGUAUGAAGUGCAUAACCACUCUUAACACUAACUUCACUCAGUACUUGGUUACCUACAGAUCUGAGUCAUGUGUACAGUGGUAAAAACAGUGCACAUUUGAUGAAUAGUUAAAAUACUGUACACAACUGGUAUAAAGUACAAUGUAUGUACGUCAUAGGUGUUACAAACUUUCUCUUGUUGUUUCGUCAUGUGAAUAGUGUAAAUGGCCAACUUUAACAAACUUUACAAAAGCAAUAUAUUCUAUAUCCAUUGUGCUUAGAGUUUUACUAAUUCAGCUUGUUAACGAUAAUGUAUGACUUAGUUGCAUAUGAACAAAUUCCUUCUCAAUUGAUAUAUUAUUUAUUAUAAAAUAAAACAAAAACGCUACUAUUUAA